Molecule: messenger RNA, 1194 nt
Organism: Helianthus annuus (common sunflower)
Lineage: Eukaryota; Viridiplantae; Streptophyta; Magnoliopsida; Asterales; Asteraceae
Exons: 1
Coding region: 1-1194 (397 amino acids)
Source: RefSeq, a predicted model, not a curated record
AUGCCAGUCACACCGGGUAAUGUGGAAUGUUCGUUUGAAGCAAAACCACAUAUUCUGAACAUGCUACCUACCUUUCACGGGAAAGGUACUGAAGAGCCAUAUGCACACAUAGCAGAUUUUGAGGCAGUUUGUGGUAUGAUUGCGGGACACGGUUUCACGCCAGAUCAGGUUAAGUUGGUAUUGUUUCAGUUUUCAUUAAAGGAUGCUGCGAGGGAUUGGUUUACAUCGUUGCCAUAUGCUAGCAUUUAUACAUGGCAAGAGCUGCAACAACAAUUUUUGGAUGAGUACUAUACCCCGCAAAGAACUAAAACGGGGAGAUUAGCAAUCAGAGAAUUCCAACAAUUACCGGGUGAGCUUCUUUACGAGGCUUGGAAACGGUUCAAUCAAUUGAUCCGUAAUUGUCCUCACCACGGUAUUCAAAGAUGGGAGUUGAUUACUGCAUUUCACGAUGGGAUUUCCAAUGAGGAUAGACGGGAUAUUAAAGCUAUCACUGGGGGUACAUUUUUGAAAAAUCAUGUGGAUGUAGAUUGGGAUUAUCUGGAUAUUGUUGCAGCAGAUUCGAAGAGACAGGCACAGUCGGAUAGGAAUAAAAAGUAUCCAAUUGUGGCACCAUCAAGUGCAGGAACCUCUAAUGCAAGGGUUGCUCAGUUAGAGAGAGAAAAGGAGGCGUUGGAACGCCAGUUAGCGAAAUUUAGAGGUUUGGGCGAACGGGAUGCAGUGCAUGCGACGCAAACCUUUCCGGUUUGUGAUUCAUGUGAAGAUCUGGGACAUACGUUGGAUGCAUGCCCGGGUCAGUUUGUAGCAGCUGAGGAGGACGUGAACAUGGUUUAUGGAGAGCAAAGGAAUUAUGAUAUGAAUUCAAACACAUAUCACCCAGGUUUGCGUAAUCAUCCAAAUUUUCGGUAUAGUAAUACUAAUCAAUUGAAUCCUCAUUUUCAGGUACCGAAUCAAGGAAGCCAGCCGUACCAGAAUCGUCAAUCGAAUUAUAAUCAGAAUUACCCUCAAGGAAAUUACAACAAGGGCAACCAAAGAAGUUAUCAACAACAACAGGAGCAAGGCAAGGCAAAUACUUCAAACGAGGAGGUUUCCAAUCGGGAGAUUAUGGAAAUGUUGAAGCAAAUGAAAAAAGACCAAGAAGUGCAAGCUAAAUCUCAUCAAGCAUUGGAAAAGCAAGUCGCCCAACUGGCGACCUAG